GGUGCAUCGUUGUUUUGGAAGACAAUUUUGGUAUUUAUAUUUUUUUCAGUGUUGUCCUUUUUUGUUCAAAACAACAAACACUUUAUUGUUUGUUGGUACUGGGAUUGUGGAUAUUUGUGAGAUUGUGAGGCAGUAGAUCAAACAUUUCUGUAUGAAUCCUUCCAUUCCUGGAAUGACAAGCGAAUCCAAUCAGCAAUUUCCAACUUCGGUUUUCAGCUUUGACCCAUAUCCACCUCCUUUUGGGGUGAACUGGAAUCAGCCAAACCCCUUCGCGAACCGAGCUCCGCAAUUCAACCCUAAUAAUGCUGUCUCGGGUCAGCCACAAACGUAUUCAGGUGGGCCCUUUUCUCCUGGUCCUCCUGCUGUAUCACAAAUGUCCAGUCCUAUGGCAACUACCUCAGUUAGAACUGCAAUGAAUCCCGUGUUGGAUCAGCGACCGAAUAGCGGAAUGGUACCUUUCACCCAGCCACAAAGCACAUUUUCUUUUGGUAGUCCCAGGCCUCUGCAGGAACUUGUGCAGUUCCCCUUUCAAAUCACCAAUAAUGAAAGUAAACAAAGAGAGUUCAGAUUCAAAAGGAAAACUGAUUCACCACCUUUACAACCUUCCAAACAACACAUCACAGAAGAAAAAAUGGCAGAACACAUGUCUAGACUCCACAUAAAUUCUGAAACGGCAGCUUCUACAGAGACUGGUUCUGAUCAAGUUCAAAGAUUGUACAUGUGUGAGGAAAUGAGGAAGUUUCAAUGUGAAUCCAUCCUGCCCCAGAGAAUAGUGUCUCUGAUUCAAAGCCCUUGCACUGCUCUGGUGCUUUGGAAGCCCCCUGCCAAGUUGGUGGCUGAUUCAGAUGAUGAUGGAGGUGAAAGAAAUGAGAACAAUAAUGCUGAAAGUGUUCCUGAUGGUCAUGAUAUGGAUGAUGAAGAUGCAGUUUGUAUAAAUAAUAUGGAUAUGGACAAUUGUUGAUCAAUUUUUGAUAUUGCUGGAAGUGUUCAAGACUGAUUUUUGCCGUGAAUCUAUGUUGUAUAACCAAUUCUGUUUUAGCAGUCAGGAGAAAGUGAUAAUUCGAAUCCAUUUGUUUUGGACAUUUUUAUUUUUAUGUUCAUGUGAAUAAUGAAAACAAUCUCUUUUGAUAAAAUCAUUAGGUCUGCAGAAAAUAUGAAAAUCUUCAACAUGAUAGAUAAUAUGUCUUAUGAUAGUGAAAUUAUUUUGAAUUAUUCCAAAAUGACUAUACCUAUAGCUACUCUUAGUCCAUUGAAACUUUGAAGUGAUGACGUUUUCCUAUAUUUCUGAGAGUAAACAUGUUCAGAAAUUUGUGCUCAAAACAACAUUGCUUCAUUUCAUGAACAUUUUUGAAAUCAUUUUUAAAUAUUCUUGGAUUUGUUUGAUUUAUUUUUCAUAAAAAUGUGAUUUACUAUAUUAUAUUUUGUGCUUUUUUUUACUGUACACUGUUUUGUGCUAAUUUUAGUUCUUUCAGUUGAAUGAAGUAUCUAUUUU
This is a messenger RNA of Phaedon cochleariae (mustard beetle), 1492 nucleotides long. The record is from the annotation of a GenBank genome assembly. NCBI's taxonomy places the organism in Eukaryota, Metazoa, Arthropoda, Insecta, Coleoptera, Chrysomelidae.